AUGCUACAUGUAAACCGCCGCUAUGGAGUCCAAUAUAGGAACACCGGACGAGACGUCAAAGCAUCCUCCACGGCCUCCGUCUUCGUUUUUAUCACUACCGGAGGAUAUUGUUUUGAGCAGCUUGGCUCGUAUCGAUAUCGUACUACCCAAAGCUCUCUCUUGUCUCCAAGAGCUUCCGCUCGUUGGUCCUCUCAGACUUACUCUAUGAGGUACGAAGCGAACUUCAAACUCAAGAAGAAUGUGUUUAUCUCGGCCUACAACCGCCCAACAAACGUUGUCCCAUCUGUUCCAUCUUCCUAUACUCCUUUCCCACCAAAUUUAAUAUGCGCAGAGGUUGGCUCAGAAAUUUACACGGUCGGCAGCCAUAUAUAUCAUGCGAUGUGGGUCCAUAAUGAGCUGACUGGCAACGGUCGUAAAGCCCCUAGCAUGAUGAUGAAUCAACGAAUUGGGCUGAGGUUUUCGACCCAAAGACUCAAACUUGGGAACCUUUACCGGACCCUGGCCCCUGAGGUCCGGCUCUCUUUAAAUAAAAAGAUCUUACCGAUGGAUGGAAAUAUUUGUGUGACGAUCAAGAAGAAGAAUGUGGAGAGCAAGAAGAAGAAGAAGAAUGUAGAGAGCAAGAACAAGAAGAAGGACUUCGUUUACCUUUUAAAAGAAAAAAAAUGGGAAGUUGUCAAGGAUCACUCAAGCUUGGUGGAGAAAUAUUGUGUCAUAGAGAAUGUAGAAUACACUUAUGCGGAUAAAAGAUGUUGGUGGAUGGAAACAACGUCGUCAGAAGAGUCGUCAGAAGAGUGGAGAUUGGUCAACGGUUUGACUGGACUUGAUGCGUACGUUAUAAAUGAUACUGAAUUUUGUACUUAUGGUGGAAAGCUUCUACUCUUUUGGGACAGUCCUGCCUUGUCUCCUCUUGAUCAAACCAAGAAAAUUUGGUGUGCUGUGAUUUUGCUUGACAAGAGUCUCAAUGAUGAAGUUUCGGGUCAGAUUGAGUGGGCUGAUGUUGUUCUUACAGUCCCUGUGUCCUAUACACUCUGGGAUUGUGUGAAAUUCUCGACAUACUCAACAAUAUGCUUUCCAGUUUUGUUUUUCAAUACACAAACACACACCUAG
This is a messenger RNA of Arabidopsis thaliana (thale cress), 1107 nucleotides long. Its product is annotated as LOW protein: coatomer subunit alpha-1-like protein. The record is from RefSeq and is marked reviewed. Bases 1 to 1107 code for a protein of 368 amino acids. Lineage: Eukaryota; Viridiplantae; Streptophyta; Magnoliopsida; Brassicales; Brassicaceae. The transcript is spliced from 4 exons.